AUUGACAGAUAGUGUUGCUUGUUUCUGCCCUUAGCUUAGCUUGUUAGUUCUUCUCUCUUAGCUUUCAUUCUCAGUCAUGUCAGAUAAUAAUAACAAUAAUAACAGAGAUGUUGUAAUGAGUGUUACCAAUGAUGAAGAUGAGUCAGACACCAAGGUCACUGUGCCUCUUCUGCAAAAGAUGGUAGCAGAGGCAGUGGGAACGUUCUUCUUGAUAUUUGCAGGGUGUGGUUCAUUGGUUAUGAACCUCAACAACGACAAGGUGGUGACACUUGCAGGAAUCGCAACAGUUUGGGGGCUGCUUGUGAUGGUGUUAAUAUACUCUCUUGGACACAUAUCUGGUGCUCAUUUCAACCCUGCAGUUACCAUUGCUCUUGCUUCCAUAAACAGGUUCCCUUGGAACCAGGUUCCUGCUUAUAUCUUCUCUCAAGUCCUUGGAUCCACACUUGCAAGUGGUGCUCUCAGACUCUUAUUUACGGGCAAGGAUAACCAGUUUCCCGGAACCGUUCCAUCUGUGACUCACGUUCAAGCUCUCGUUAUUGAAUUCAUAAUCACUUUCUUUCUCAUGUUCGUCAUUUCUGGGGUGGCCACUGAUAACCGAGCGAUUGGUGAAUUGGCUGGACUUGCAGUUGGAUCUACUAUUCUACUAAAUGUGCUCGUUGCAGGGCCAUUAACGGGAGCAUCAAUGAACCCUGCAAGAUCAUUGGGACCAGCUAUUGUGCACAGUGAAUACAGAGGAAUAUGGGUGUAUUUGGUGUCACCCAUUGUUGGAGCUGUGGCUGGUGCAUGGACCUACAAUUUCGUUAGGUACACAAAGAAGCCGGUUCGUGAGAUCAUCAAGAGUGCCUCUUUCUUCAAGGGGAGUAAAUAGAGAUCAGAUAUAAGCAAACAUGUUCCUAGUCUUCAACAUCACACGUUGUAUGGUUUUUCUUAACACAGUUCAGUUUUCUCACGUGGCCUUUCGUUGUACUUAUAUACACACUUCACUCCCAACUUUCUUCUAAAAUAUAAAGUUUGUACUUUGCUGUGUAUU
Molecule: messenger RNA, 1030 nt
Organism: Arachis duranensis
Lineage: Eukaryota; Viridiplantae; Streptophyta; Magnoliopsida; Fabales; Fabaceae
Product: aquaporin NIP1-2
Exons: 4
Coding region: 77-868 (263 amino acids)
Biological process (GO): transmembrane transport
Cellular component (GO): membrane
Molecular function (GO): channel activity
Source: RefSeq, a predicted model, not a curated record